AUGCCAAUUGCAGUCGCACAAAGACCAGUUAAGCUCACCGAAGACGUCAUCAACGAUAACAAGAAGUGGAGCAUUCCAGACUCCGUCUAUGAGAAGUCUGUCGCUCCGCUUCUCGCUGAGAUGGAGCAUUUCGGUAUCAAGGACCCUGCCAACGUGCAGUUUGACCUCGGUCGCCACUUGCUCUUCACUGAUGACUACUACGAGAAAACCAAGCGUAUCACCUUGAAGGACCUGGGUGUUACCAAGACACACCAGGAGCCGAUCUCGCCAAUCGGAGUGUCUGAGCCUUUCCCACUGUUCACAAAGGAGGCCAUCGCCAUCAUGAGAUGGGAGAUGUUCCAGAAGGAGUGCUUCAUGAACUGUGGCCGUGUCAAUGAUCACUCCACAACCGGUGACAUGGACUUCUACAUCAGAGGCUAUGCGAAAAAGUACAGUCCAUUCACAUACCAAGCCUGGAACCAUCCAAAGGUCUUGGAGAUCAUCUCCACGAUGGCUGGUGUUGAGCUUGUCCACCAAUUCGAUUACGAGAUUGGUCACAUCAACGUUUCCAUCAAGCAGGACACGACAAAGAUCAUCAAGCUUGAUGAGGAGGCCAAGAAGGCCGAAGACAUGCCGGGUAUUGUCGCAUGGCACUUUGACUCUCCACAGUUUGUUUCUGUGUUGAUGAUGAGUGAUACCACCGACAUGAUUGGUGGUGAAACUGCCUUGACCACGGGAGAUGGCAGCGUUAUCAAGGUUGAAGGACCAAAGCAAGGCUGGUGUAACAUUCUUCAAGGUCGUAUCCUUAAGCACAUCGCCACAAAGCCUCGUGGUGAUUACGUGGAGAGAAUCACCUCUGUCUGCAGUUACAGACCAAAAGACACGUUGUUGGAUGAAUCUCCAAUCACCACUGUCAAGCCAUCCGAGCUGAGUGCUUCGAGAUACAACGACUUCUACCAGGAAUACAUGAACUACCGCAUUGGUGUCUUGGAGGACAGAUUGGCUCACUUGAAGAAGACCAUCAACGAAUCCAUUGAGAAUGGUGACGGCUUCGACCAACUGUCCACCAUCGACUUCAUCCAGAAGAAGGUUGUCGAGUACGCUGAGCACACCUGGCAGGAGUUCGAGGUUGUUGACGAUGGUCUCGUUGAGAAACCAAAGAGCUAUAACGUUAUCCAGGCUAGAUGGGAUUAA
Messenger RNA from Williopsis jadinii, 1173 nucleotides. RefSeq lists its product as uncharacterized. Lineage: Eukaryota; Fungi; Ascomycota; Saccharomycetes; Phaffomycetales; Wickerhamomycetaceae. The coding region runs from base 1 to 1173 and encodes 390 amino acids. The record is from RefSeq and is a predicted model, not a curated record. The transcript has a single exon.